Messenger RNA from Dovyalis caffra, 468 nucleotides. The record is from the annotation of a GenBank genome assembly. Lineage: Eukaryota; Viridiplantae; Streptophyta; Magnoliopsida; Malpighiales; Salicaceae.
AUGAAUUCUGCUCAGGAAUCUGAUGCCACUGACCGCUUGCCUUCUAGUGUUCCAAUUCAAAUUAAUGGUCUUCUUCAAAAUGCUUCAGGGAUACCAGAUGUGCUCCUUAAAUUUGAAGAGCCAGCUUUGCUGACCUAUCAGGCAUCCCUUGUACCACCUCCUGCACCAAAUCCAAUCAAUUCAUUCCUUUUGCUCAUCCAUCCUCUAUCAGGCAAUGCAAAAAUUCUGAGGGACCUUGCUGCAGGAAGUAAUAUCAUCGGCUAUAUUUCUUUCUUUACUCGUACCUUGAUGUGUGGACACCGAGAAGGGCUUGCUACACGAAUUAUGACUGCGACUGGAAAUGCUGGUGUGGCUUUCGGGUUCAUAGCACUCUUGGAAAUGCUACUGCGGGAUAGCGUUAAUCCGUGGAUUGCUUUAAGGGCUUGUGCAUUAUGCCUGCCUGCUAUAGCUGCGGCAAUCACGGAAUGA